UGUAAUAAUAUUGUCCCCUUUACGAUGUGCACGGCGCCUGCUCCGCGCCCAUAGUUGUUAGGUUGUUGUUGUUUAUUCUGGAUAUCAUAGUUGUUAGGUCGCAGAUGUGGUAACACUAUCGUUUGGCACACAGGAGGUGCAUGAGGGAGUAUGGUCGCACGUACAAAUGAGGAAUGAGAACCAUUGCAUACAAGCGACUUGCAGGUUUCCGUACAACGUAUUCUAUAUAUAAUUUGUUGCUUGUGGGAUGGACGCGCGGAUUUCGAUCGCCGCAAAACACGCAAGCUUGAACAUCGACUGGAUCUUCACCUUGCCACGGAACCACGCAAGACUUGACAGAAUUCGGCGCCUGGAUAGUGGAACAUGGGGUUGUGAAGUAAUGGAAAAAUGCCUUGGAAACUCCAAUAAGCUGCUCUGGUGGGCAAUGUCAUUACGUGAUUACGUGCCCGUGGCCGGUGGAAAUGGGGGAACGAGAGCUCGGAAAGACGACGCACAGGAACAGGCGAAGGCGAUGGAACACUGUGCCCGGAACAUAUUGAACGAAACUUGUAAAGGGACGAAGAAUCGCGAGUUAGCCCUCUGUUGGAGUCGUGGAGGUGGAUUGAUCGAUGGCUACGGUGGUUUCAAUGCUGUCUGUUUCGGCGCGUGGCAGCAUAUCUUGAGUCGCGCACCCGCGAAAAAGCUAAACCCUGUUUACACGAGUUGACCACACGAACGGAACGUUGACGUUGAGAACGUUUCAAAGACUUUACAAACUUAGGCGCUAUGAAAGCCAAUGUCGCAGACGAAGAAAAGAGUAUUCUAUUGUCGAGGUACAAACGUGGAUAUGGUGCUAGGCGAACGAAUGCAGAUUCUAGAAAAGAUCAUCCAGGAAACGGUAGAAUCGCCGGCAAUCUCCUCCGAUCUCGAUGAUGGUACGACCUGGAUCGAAUACGCUAGGGUAUGGCGCUGUCCUGUGGCACCGAGCGGGAGGAAGCCAUUUCGAAUGGGGCACCAGCUUGAAGUGUCGGCGUCCCUAUUGUGUUUUGGUUUGCGCCUGCAAAAGUAACACCACAGCGUUAUACCUUCAGUCA
Molecule: messenger RNA, 1073 nt
Organism: Cantharellus anzutake
Lineage: Eukaryota; Fungi; Basidiomycota; Agaricomycetes; Cantharellales; Hydnaceae
Exons: 1
Coding region: 248-706 (152 amino acids)
Source: RefSeq, a predicted model, not a curated record